Molecule: messenger RNA, 3784 nt
Organism: Anoplopoma fimbria (sablefish)
Lineage: Eukaryota; Metazoa; Chordata; Actinopteri; Perciformes; Anoplopomatidae
Gene: olfml2bb
Product: olfactomedin-like 2Bb
Exons: 9
Coding region: 314-2668 (784 amino acids)
Biological process (GO): signal transduction
Source: RefSeq, a predicted model, not a curated record
CUGCACGUUGUCACUCUCUCUCUCUCUCUCUCUCUCUCUCUCUCUCUCUCUUAGGCACGAAUGCAGCCAGUCCUGGUUUGGACCGGGUCCCGUGUGGAGGUCAAUGUCCCGUCUGUCGGUGCCAGUACACCACCCGUCUCACCGCGGCGACACCUCGCAUGGAACCAAAUAGUGCAACAGAUUUUUUUUAACUCCUUCUUUUAUCCCUUCAUCCUUCUACUAAAAGAUGUCAUCGAAGUUAUCUGAGUUGAGUCUAUUGUGUUGUUUUUUUGAUUUUUUUUCCAGACUAAACUAAGUUGUUUUUUGUUGAGAAAUGUGGCACAGACUGUCACUGCUGGUUUUAUGCUGUGCUGUAAGUGGACUUGAUGCUCUGCAGGCGGACAGAGGAGCAGAGCUGGAGAAACCGAACCGGGAUGCUCCUCCUGCAUCCCAGUCCCCGGGGAGAGACGCUCCUGCUGUGGGGAGAGCUCAGCAGCCCACCGCCGAGCCUCUGGAAGAGGAGCUGGACAACCAAGAGAACAUCAUCAGCCAGCUGCUGGGUGACUACGACAAAGUGAAGACAGUGUCCUCAGGGUCGGACUGCGUCUGCCGCUGUGUCGUCCGACCAAUCAAACGCUCCGACUGCAGCCGUGUCCACGACAGUGACCCACAGUCACCUUCCCAAGAUUCUUACAGCGUGGAGACGGUCACCAAGGGAACGGACUGCAAGAAGUGUGUGUGCAUGGCUCCUCCUUCAGCCGUCAACCCCUGUGAAGGAGAAUACAGGUUUAAAAAGCUGCAAGAGGCCAGCAAAGAUGACAUUAAGCUGGCGACCAUCAUCGACUUGUUGGAGGGCUCUCUGUAUGGAAUGGACUUGUUAAAGCUCCACUCUGUCACCACCAAGCUGCUGACCAGGGUGGACAACAUGGAGAAGGCUGUUGCCCGUAAUUUUACUGAGAGAACGAGAGAGAAAGAACGUGUCAAAGAAAGAGCAAAAGAAAAGGAGAAAGAGAGGAAAGCCCAGCAGAAAAAAAAGAAAGUGAGUGAUUUGGAGCGUGUGGGACAGAAAAGUGGAGCAGCUGCCUUUGUCAACAAGCAGAAGAAUUACGAUGGUCAGCUGAAGAAGAAGCAACAGCAAGAUGGACUGGAACAACAGCAGCCGGCCAGGAACAAGACAGGUCCUCAAAAGCCAAUCAAAGACAGGAUGGAGCCAAAGCAACCUAUCACAGACAAGAACGGCGUGGUCAUCAGAGGUGUGACCUUCUACAAGGCGGAAGGAGAGAGCUACGAAGAGGAGGAUGGGAAAGGGGAAGGAAAAAAUACAACUCUCUCUGCAAAUGCUUCAGUGGACUUACUGAUCCCUGAGUCACUCCAACCUACCAAGACUUUUCCCAUCAAGAGUCCAGGACCUUCAACCAACGUUAGCACACAGCUAGAAUUUGAGGACCUAUCAAGGAGGCCGAGCAGGCCUGUACCCACCCAGCAACCAACUGCUCCCCCGACUACCAUUCAACAAACCACAACUACAACCAAACCAGUUCCCACCACCAUCAAACCAAAAGAUUAUUCAACCACUAACUUACCACCAACUUCAAAACCAGCGAAAACCAAACGGACCACUACCACCCAACCAACUACAACCGAACCAGUUCCCACCACCAUCAAAGUAACGACUGAAUUAACCACAAACAUACCACAAACAGUUCCAAAACCAACGACAACCAAACCAACAACUACAUCCCAACAAACUACAACUACUAUUCGGGCCACCCCGCACGUCAAUCAGCAUACCACCUCACCCUCAGAUACCAAUAUAGGUCCUCCCAUUGACAGGUCCCCCACGGCAGACUCUCGGCCGGGAUCCAAAAGUCGACUCAGCUGGACAGAGAGCCCCGCUGACCAACCAAAGACCACAAAAAAGCCUGCAGUGUGUAAGGACACAGUAGCCAGCAUCUCUGAACCGGUUCAGCUGAACUCUUACGGCUCUAGUGACGGAGCCUGGAUGAGAGAUGGGCGUGGCCACGGCAACGUCAUCUACCUUACUAAUGGUCACUACGGCAACAACCUCCUAGAGUUCCGAGACAUGGACACCUUCAAAUCAGGUCAGGCGAGUAAUUCGUACAAGCUUCCCUACAGUUUCACUGGAACCGGCCACGUCGUGUUCAACGGAGCGUUCUACUACAACCGUGCCUUCAGCAGGGACGUCAUCCGAUAUGACCUGAGACACAGAUAUGUAGCUGCCUGGACCACUCUGCAUGAUGCUAUACUGGAGGAGCAAGCUCACAGGACACAAACUGAAUUGGAGUUUGCUGUUGAUGAGUCUGGCCUGUGGCUGCUCUACCCCGCUCUGGACACGGAGGGCUUCCACCAGGAGGUUAUGCUGCUCAUCCACCUCCGCCACCGAGACCUGCAGCCCAUACAGAGCUUCCGCACAGGUCUUCGGCGCGGUCGCUACGGAAACAGCUUCCUGGUGUGCGGCGUGCUCUAUGCAGUGAACAGCAUGGAGCACCACUAUGCCAACGUGACCUACGCCUUCGACACGCACACACUCACGCACACGAUGCCGAGCCUGGCGUUCACUAACGUGCACGCUCACACCUCCCAGCUUGCUUACUGCCCACUCGACAAGAAACUGUACGCAUGGGACAAUGGACAUCAGAUGACGUACGAGAUCGUCUUUGCCUAUUAGCGCAACAAAUGGACACAAAGUUGGAGGAGUCAGCAGCAGUUGACUGAUCCAGCCAACAAUUAAAUAAUUAUAAUAAAUGAGAAAAUGUUUUUCUUUGUAGAUGACUGUGGAUCAGUCUAACUGAAUGUGUUUUUAUAUUGACCUGCUGCUUUUUCAUACACACCAAAGUCAGAGUCAAGCAGCCAGAGCAGCACUUAACUCAAACGGAGGAAAAAAGCGGAAAUAUAUUGGCAUUUGGAAAAAAGACGAAACCCCCGGGGUCAAAUGAAUGAUUGUAAAUAAAUGCAUUCACAUAUUUUUCUAUUUCCGCAAAAGUAAAGUUCUUCAAUCGAGUUUUAUUUUUCAUAAAUGGUGAUCCCUGUGGAUGAGCGUUAUGUACGUGUAUGUGUUCACACUUUAAUUUAACAUAUUACAAGACACACAAUGCUCAUCUGCCAAGCCCUCUGCCUCUAAAGUGGAAUUGAUCUAGUCAGUAAUAAAUAUGUGUUUUUAACUCUUAUUAAAGAGGAACUUUGCAGUGUUUAGGGGGAAGAAAUAUUCAGCUUGUCUGGGAGAAUGACGUUCAUGAUGACAUCAGGGUUAUUGUCCCAGCCUCGGCUUUAAGACUACAAUGUAUGAGCCUGUGUUGACAUUUUGUUUACCUUGAGUUGAAAAUAAAAAAUAAUCCUUACUUUAGCACUAGCUUGUUUAUAACUUCCAUGCUCAAAUGGAGGUGUGUAGUUAGAAAGUAUUUGGGCAUUGACCAGGCAGGUUGAAAAGAUGCUAUUGGUUGCAUUGUGGGAGUCUUAAUGGGGCUAAAAGUCAAGAUAUCUUGCAUCACUGCAUCAAUUAUUACUUUAUUUUUUCUUCAUGGAACUUCAUGGAAAUGCAACUGGUAAUUGUAGAGUUUCCCUUUAAGGCAAAACAAUCUCAAUUGCGACUCUACACAUUAAACAAUGACGCUCUAGGUUCCCUUCUAGUGUCAGUUUUUCACACGUCAGGGAUUGAAUGUCACUUUCAGCUUGUUACGGGUGCAGUGUUUUCAAAAUAAACUUCUGUGUUCACAGGAAACAUACGUUCUUUGUCUGUUAAAAUGACAUGCAUACAAUGUAUUUCCAAAAUAAACUAACUUAGUUU